ACAAUAUGCCACAAUGGUUGCUGGCCAAACGUUUCCGAAAAGUUUUGAUAACUUCAGUUUUUUGAUCGUUUUACGUUUUACCCUUCAUAUUUAAUGUGUCUAAAUGAAAAUUAAUCUGGGCAUAUCUCUAAAAGUUUAACUCCAAGAUUAUGUAGUAUGUUUACAUAAAAAGUGGGGUAAAUGGCCUUAUGUCUAGGCGGGAAAGGCAGGUGCUAAAAACUGGACGCGUGUGUUUUAUCUUUGUGACUUAUAUUAUACUGUUUUUAUGAAGUGAAUCGUGUUAGAACAAUGGCUGCGACUACUCCGCGGCGUUCCUUGCGUAUUCCUCAUACGCAUACACCAAAAAUGACUGAGAGGAAAAAGACCUUGUUUGUUGAGAAUGAGGCAGCGAGGGAGUCCCUGACAAAGCACCGGCACCUUCCCGUGGUGGAAAGUGAAAGUGACAGCGAGGAUUGUGAUCUGGGAAUCAUCAGCACCCUGGAUUCCAGCUCUAGCGAUGAAACAGACCAGAAUGUUCCUAAAACACCAGAAAGGAGUGUUUGGCAUGAUACAAGAAGCCACAAGUCCAUGAACAGUUUGAAGAACUUCAUGAAAUCACCCUUCACAUUAAAGAAGUAUCAAACCAGGCACUCAUGUCCAGAGACACAAUGUGGUUCCUUAUCAACACCGGCCACACCACACAUACAACACCACCCGGGCACUCCAUCGUCAACCCAUUCAUGUGCCAGUGCCCACACUGUGUCUUCAACUUCAAGCAAAGCCAGGAAGAGCUUAGCCAGCCUUAUCGCAGACACAGAAAGCUGCAGCAGCUCUUUGAAAGACCUUAAUUUUGACACAGAUUCUGGCACAGAUUCAAAAGAAAACACACCUACUAAAACUUUACGUCGAUCAACAAGACAACACAAAAUGACGCCAAAAUUCCAAAGCUUUAAAGGCAUACUAGUUGAGCAGAAGAAAAAUGUUACACCAAUAAAAAAUGCUGUUGUGUGUUUAACUAAAAUGGAUUUAAGCAGCUACAUCUCACCAACACAGAUGUUAAAAACACCACAUAAUAAUUCGGAGAAUAAAUCUCCACCAAAACUGAGUCAUCGUAGAUCUGUAAUAGAAAUUGCUGAGAGUCCUGAGUCAUGUGGGAGCGAAAAGAGCUAUAAAAGGCUUCAUUAUGAAGGAAUGACUGAUAUAGGCCCAAUACCUAAACAACCACGUCUAGACCCAUCCGUAGUACCCAAAGCUCGCCUAUCCCUCUUUAACAGCGACAGACUUAAAGAAAUUCUCUCUACCAAGUCCUUUUACGGCAAAUCCAAUCCAGACUUGAACACUACUAUCACUACGAAGCUAUCAAAUGCUAUAGAAACUGUGAAUACACAACGUAGACGUCCAUUUUCCCAUUCUCAUUCUCACAGACGUAAAAGGAAGCCUGGUCAGAUUAAUAUGGGUGUUAGACAUAGAAUCCGUAAGCCAAAAAUACAAAAGUCAAACAUAAUUAGUGGACAGACAUUGAAUAAUUCAGCUCCUAGCAAUUUUAAAGCAAAUACCAGUUUUGAAUACACUACAUCUAAUAAGUCAGUGAAUAAAGAUGUUUCAAUCUUAAGUCAGUCAUCUGUUGACGAAAAAGCUGACCCGUUCGACAAAGAAAAACAAACUAUAGAAGCCCUUCUCAGCCAAUGGACAGAGGAAGAGGUUCCAGAAUCUGAACUUACGUACACAAAACCCCAGGAGUUACCAUGUUUCAACAGCACGGUUAUAGAAGCAACCAACCAAAUCUUCCAACCGGUUACAGCUGUUCCAGUUACUGAUGGCUCUAAACCGUCGGAUUCUGAAACUGUUAUCGUGGAAUUGGGUACUCCAAUUGCUAGCCAGGUUACUAAAUUACCACAAAAUCUGGCUAAUAUGCCAGAAAAUUUGCUUAAUAUCCCAGGAAGUUUGGUUAACACAUCAGGGAUUGCGACGCAACAUCUGGUUAAUAUGCCAGAAAAUAUGGCCAAUAUGCCAGGAAAUGUGGUGCCACAAAAUGCCAUAGAUUUGCCCUGUGAAUCAGGGCAAGAUGUCAUGAUGCUGGAUCAGGAAGGCCACACAGCGGCUCAUGGGGAGAUGUGUAAAGAUGGACAGUACUUGCCUGUGGAAGGUGGAUAUAUAUUUGUGGAGGGAACUAUUGUGCAUGGUCAAAAAGAAAUACCAGAUCUGGAUGAAAUAGAACGUGAAAUGCAAAUGCUGGACGAGCAAAUAUUUCAAAUGGCACAAUCCAAUAACAUCAAUGCAGAAGCUAUUCUGGCUUCCACAGAGCCUGUUGUUGCUGAUGUAAAUGUCGCUAAUUCUACACAAGAAAACAAGGAAAAGCCACAAAGGCUUUUCGCAAUUUUCAGCGAGCCCAAUCCUGGUAUUAGUACACCAAGAUCUAAACGUUCUGAGGAAAAAAGCAAGAAGCUACUAAAAAGUGGAAAUAACCAAUACAUCAUUGAUGCUGGACAAAAGAAAAUUGGUGCCACACAGUGCAAGGAAUGUGGUGUUAUUUACCAGAUUGGGGAUCCUCAAGACGAACACGAUCAUCUUGUACAUCACGACGCCACCGAUGUUCUUAGGUUCAAUGGCUGGAAGGAGGAGUGCAUAGUGGACAAGACGGAAACCGGGCGCUGUAUAAAGAUCCGCGGAGGCGAGUCGGGCUGGAAGCGAGUGGAGAGUGUACUCACGCGAGUCGUCCACCCGCAGCUGGGGUACGCGCCCGACUUGCCCAGGAAACAACACACGUAUACUGCCUACUUAUUCAUAGAAAAGAAGCAAAUAGUGGGGUGUUUGAUAAUGGAGCCGAAGUCCCGGGCCUACAAACUGUUACCUGGUGAACCUGAUUGCUGCAGCGUUGAAGAUUAUCCUGUCAAAUGCGGCGUGUCCCGCAUUUGGACGCACAAGUCGUUCCGUCGCCGCGGUAUCGCGGUGCGCCUGCUGGAGUGCGCGCGCGCAUCGCUGCUGCACGGCAUGGCGGUGCUGCGCUCCGAGGUCGCCUUCAGUGCGCCCACGCCCGCGGGGAAAGCGCUAGCCACCACCUACUGUGGCACGCACAACUUUUACGUGUACUUGGACUGAUCUUGAGCCACAAAUAAGUGGCACACACAUCUUUUACGUGUAUUUGGACUGAUUUGUGAAGUUUUUAUUGUGUUUUUUAUAAGACUAUUUUGUGCGGCCAUUUUACUAGACCAAAACUACGAAUCACUUUACUAAUAGAGUCAGGAAUUAUACUAACUAGAUAUCAAUUUACAAGCCUCAAGCUUGUCACGAGCCUUGCUGCUGGAAUGUGCGCGCAUCGCAGCUACACGGCAUGGCGGUGCUGCGCUCCGAGGUCGCCUUCAGUGCGCCCACGCCCGCGGGGCAAGCGCUAGCCACCACCUACUGUGGCACGCACAACUUUUACGUGUACUUUGACUGAUCUUGAGCCACAAAUAAGUGGAACACACAACAAGUACGUGUAU
This is a messenger RNA of Maniola jurtina (meadow brown), 3461 nucleotides long. It is a transcript of the gene eco, whose product is annotated as N-acetyltransferase eco. Gene Ontology annotation, biological process: mitotic sister chromatid cohesion. The transcript is spliced from 10 exons. Bases 289 to 3078 code for a protein of 929 amino acids. NCBI's taxonomy places the organism in Eukaryota, Metazoa, Arthropoda, Insecta, Lepidoptera, Nymphalidae. Gene Ontology annotation, cellular component: nucleus; chromatin. The record is from RefSeq and is a predicted model, not a curated record. Gene Ontology annotation, molecular function: protein-lysine-acetyltransferase activity.